UGGCAACUACUGUCAAGGAUCAGCUGAUUCUGAAUGUCCUAAAGGAAGACCAGGUUCCCCAAAACAAGAUUACUGUUGUUGGGGUUGGUGCAGUUGGCAUGGCAUGUGCCAUCAGUGUCUUAAUGAAGGAUUUGGCUGAUGAACUUGCCCUAGUUGAUGUCAUAGAAGACAAAGUAAAGGGAGAGAUGAUAGAUCUCCAACAUGGCAGCCUUUUCCUCAAAACACCAAAGAUUGUUUCUGGCAAAGUAGAUAUUUUGACAUAUGUGGCCUGGAAACUAAGUGGCUUUCCUAAAAACCGUGUUAUUGGAAGUGGUUGCAAUCUGGAUUCUGCCCGUUUCCAUUACCUAAUGGGGGAGAGACUUGGUGUCCAUUCUUCAAGUUGUCAUGGAUGGGUCCUUGGGGAACAUGGAGACUCAAGUGUUCCUGUAUGGAGUGGUGUGAAUGUUGCUGGUGUGUCUCUGAAGAAUCUUUAUCCUGCUUUGGGAACUGAUGCUGAUUCAGAGAAUUGGAAAGAAGUUCAUAAACAGGUGGCUGAAAGUGCUUAUGAGGUGAUCAAGCCGAAGGGCUAUACUUCCUGGGCCAUUGGAUUGUCUGUGGCAGAUCUGGCAGAAAGCAUUAUGAAGAAUCUUAGGAGAGUGCAUCCAAUUUCCACCAUGAUUAAGGGCCUAUAUGGCAUUAAUGAAGACGUCUUCCUUAGUGUCCCCUGUGUCUUGGGGCAGAAUGGCAUUUCAGAUGUGGUGAAGGUAACCCUGAAUCCAGUUGAGGAGCCCCGUUUAAAGAAGAGUGCAGAUACUCUUUGGGGAAUCCAGAAGGAGCUGCAAUUUUAA
This is a messenger RNA of Dromiciops gliroides (monito del monte), 827 nucleotides long. Its product is annotated as L-lactate dehydrogenase A chain-like. The coding region runs from base 99 to 827 and encodes 242 amino acids. The transcript has 2 exons. NCBI's taxonomy places the organism in Eukaryota, Metazoa, Chordata, Mammalia, Microbiotheria, Microbiotheriidae. The record is from RefSeq and is a predicted model, not a curated record. Gene Ontology annotation, molecular function: L-lactate dehydrogenase (NAD+) activity.